AUGGAUAAAGUUAUUUUGUACAUGGUUUUUAUUUGCGUUACAAACGCCCGUGGCAUCAGCAUCCAAAAACAGCUGGAUCACAUAAUAAGCACCAGACGAGAGAACCUCGGCCGCGUUUCGACUUCUAAGGUGCUUCCAUCUAGAAGGUCGAUGGAAUACAAUGCUAUACUGGGCGCGCCAUCUUUAGCCAGCCACCUGCCAGAAGCGGAGUCCAUCCUCCCUGGGCACACCUUGCUCAGACCAGCGCUUGGAAUGUUAAAGUCUUCCAUAAAGUUCCCUCACAAACACUUAAAUGACGGCGCCGGAGUGUACGGCAAUUACGAAAAUAUAGGAAUCAGAUAUGAUGGGAGACAAAAGAGAGUGUUAUAUUCAGGAUUCCGUAGAGCGCUCUCAGACUACCUAAUGGUUGUACCUGUCUAUUCAAAUUCUAAAAAACCUGAGUUCGUUGUGACGUCGGCGGUUUUGGAUCUAGAUAAAGAACACAGCACAAAACACAAAAUUAUGCAGUUAUAUAAAUCACUGAAAUCAACUGACAAUAACAAAAAGAAGCGGAAGAAGAUAAUUCAGAAGCCGAGCUAUCUAAACAUGAUGGAGCAGCUAGCCAAAUCGAAUACACGUAAAUAUAAGGAAAAUAAGAAACCAAUUCUAAGGACAUUACCUGAAAUAAACAAUAGUGAUGGAGAAGAGGGCUAUUUUUCAGAUAACAAUUAUAAAAACAGCGCUGAAAAGAGACGGCCAAAUGAAAAGCAUCCUAAAAAUUCUGAAGAAAAUAUGGAAAAACCUGAUAAGACUACAAUGUUAUGGCAAACAAAGAAUGCAUUCAAUCACGUAAAGAUUAGCCCUGAUGCACUUAACCACGAGGACCUCCUACCAGCAAAAUUCAAGCAGUUAAAACACCUUGAUGAUGACAUAAGAAAUUGGUGGUUUUUCCAUCAGGAUGACUAUGAACCAUUCACGGAUGAAAAGGACCGAUGAAGUCAAAAUGAGAAAAAUAUAGUUUUUUCUAAUAAAGUUUAUUCAAG
Messenger RNA from Chilo suppressalis (striped riceborer), 1022 nucleotides. The record is from the annotation of a GenBank genome assembly. NCBI's taxonomy places the organism in Eukaryota, Metazoa, Arthropoda, Insecta, Lepidoptera, Crambidae.